Molecule: messenger RNA, 8655 nt
Organism: Amoebophrya sp. A25
Lineage: Eukaryota; Dinophyceae; Syndiniales; Amoebophryaceae
Source: the annotation of a GenBank genome assembly
AGGACAAACAACAACAAACACGCUGCUUUGUUAAUUUACACAAAGCCGUCCUCCACUACCACCUUUCCAUAAAAGAAAUGGUAGUGCAGUCGGUGUCAGUACAGACGCCGCUGCGGCGUGCCGCAUUAGGAAGUAGCGAUAUCUUCAUGGAUGAUGUCGACGAUGACGUAGUUGAGCCGUUAAACGACAGCCAGGUAUACGGAAAAAAGUACUCCGGAGACCCGAAUACAAAAGCGCUUACGCUCUUCAAAGCGGUGCAGCACAAUCAACAUGUCCUAGUCGCUCAAAAUAUCAACGAAGGAGCAAAUCAUGAGGUACAUACGCCUGGUCCUGCAGCUUGUUGUUGUCCCCUACAGAAGAACGUUUCAGCUCGAUCGAGACAUCAUCGACCGCACGGCAAUCUCCAUAUGUAGCCACUACCAACUAGAGUUUGCAGUUGUUUAUUGUUACCUCUCAUGUUCAUCCUUUCUUAUGGAAUAGGUACAGAAUGUAAUCACUUUUCGUUUCGUUCUACGCAUAGUCAGAGAAUUCUUUCAGGCGUUCUAUCCGACCGAACCCGUUGAUAGCCGCACUGCGCUACGAGUCGCCUGUCGAGAUGGGAAUGUUCGACUGACGCGACUCUUGCUGCAGGCGCGCGCAUCCUUGUUCUCGCACCUCGAAAAAGAUAGGUGGACUGCUCUGCAUUCGGCGGCAUACCACGGCCAUGAAGCGAUUCUGCGCCUCGUGCUGCAGGAGGCCUCAGAGCUGCACGAAAAUCUGCGUGUUGACGGGUUCUCUUUACUCCAUGUACUAGCAGAAACCAUCAACAGCAAUUUGCCCGCAGGAGGUGCGGACUUGAUGAAAUGGGUGUUGAGUCCGGCGAGCGGGCAUCAAUUGGCCGUGGAUGCGAAAACCGACCGGUUAGGCUAUUCGGAAUGGACGCCAUUGCACAUGUGCGCGGCACGGGGAAAAAUGAAGAGCAUGAUUCAUUUGCUGAAAGCGGGAGCAGACCUCCAUUGUCGCACGGGCGACUUCUCGCUGCAUCUACCAGGCGCACACAAGCUGCUGCAGGGAGACAUAGUUGCUUAUUCUGGUAAGAAUACACUUUUCUGCUACUGAGUAGAUUGCUCUCCUUAAUAUUCAUAUUCUGAACUAAUCAUAACACAAAAUCCUUAACCUGACAAUCUUGACAUUAUGACUGAAGGGUUCUUCGCUACUCAGAGACUCAUCACGAAGCUCGCCCUCCUGCAGGUUUAUCAGACAGCGCCAUUGUAGAUGGUUUCGCACCUCCUGUUUGUGGGUCGUCGCUCCUGUCCAAGAUUCCCGAGUACACAGUAGAUAGCGGGCUUCUGCCAAUUCACCUUGCCGCACUGGGUGGCCAUCUAAGGACAUUGCAGUUUUUGAUGCAGCAAGGACAAAAUCUCAACGCGACGACCAAGAGGUAUCGAUGGACGCCUUUGUUCUUCGCUGUGUGGGCCGGUCAGCAUGCGAUAGUAAAGGAAAUAUGCCGAAACGGUGGUCGACGAUUCAUAAAUUGCACCGACAGGCGAGCGGAUAGUACUCAACAACUAAUUUAAAUUUCUGAAGCACGUGGUGGAUAUGAUCUCCACUACAGUAAUAAAAGAACACCAGCAGAAAGAAGAAAGACAAGACACGAAUUAGGCAAGACCCGAAUUCUUCAUCGCUUUCCUUCUUCUUUUGAUUCAGGUCAAUGGACGCCUUUAGCUUUGGCAGUGAUGAGGUGCGAUAUCGAGAUGGUGCAACUUCUUGUCGCCUAUGGCGGAGACCCACUGGUGCUGAGUUAGUCCAUGGCUACGUUUUUCUUUUUUCAGAAAAUGGAGAUGGACACUAAUAUGCUACAACGGUCGUGAUCAUCCUUCUCUUCAUGUUGAGGUCCUCAGCAUAUAAAAUCUUCCUCUCAUGUUGAUCAUCAGUCCACCUAGUCCUCCUCUUGUUGCACGUAGAUGAAGUCCCAUGUUUAUUCCAGGUCCGUCUGAUGAUGCACGACUUUCCGGGAGCGCACUUCACGCAGCAUACAACGGAUGCCGGUUCUGAGGACUGGUCCAGCACAGACUAUCGCGUCUCGCUGCUACACCUUGCCGUCUUUAUGCCCAAGGAAGCUGUCUCCUUAUGAAUGAGAAGUCGUACUAAUUCGCAGAACAGGCCUUCUUUUUCGCAUGAUUCUUGUGUCUAGAUAUAGAUGAAAUUGAACUCGAAGGUAAUGGAAUCAAUCCAAGGAAUGAAAUCAGUUACUUAAUAGAUAAUCUUAUCUGUCUGUGUCUGUCACAUGAUAUAAUUACAGAAGAUACAGAAAAUCACCCGUAUUUGGCCUUCAUUUUCUUGCGUGGCGAUCUCGAGAUGCUCCAGACUUUGAUUCCCCUUGUCCGGACGGCGCAUUUUGCGCCAAUACGGCUGUCUAGCGUUCCUCUGACGCCGCAAAUGCAGUCGCAGCCACUUGUCAUUGGCUCUGCGCGUGGCGGCGCUGUGUAUGCUCCGCAGAAUCGGGCUGCUGCGUCGAAGAUGGCACUCUCGUCGAAAAAAGCACGCUCACGAUCCGCUGGCUCAACUGCGACGACUGCAACGGGAGGCGGACCGCGGACGGUUUCCAAUGCGACAACUGCAUUCGAUCAGAGCAAGGCGACGCUACUCAAUACCACUGGAGCGGCGUCGAGCAAAACCGUAGGUGGCACAAUGUAUCCGCUGCAGGGUGGAGGCAUACUUGUCGGCAACGGCGAAGCAACGUCGUCGACAGGGCGUCUUGGCGGUACGAUAGCGGAGCCAGUUUCGGCAGUAACAAAAGGACUCGUAUCCGCUUUGGAACGGACGAGCACGAAUAUAGGCCGAGAAGCGUUGAUGAUUAUGAUGUUGCUGACGUUCCGCCUCAACUACUUCUACAUGUAGUUGCAAAUGUCUUCAAGAACGUAUGAAUAUUUCCAAGAAGUAGUUUGCUCAACACUCUUUUUUGACUCGUGCCUGGAAAUUAGAUGCGUCCUUCCACCAGUGGUGCAGAUUUCCACAUCCACCACACUAACAUGAUCAUCUGUGCCAUACAUGGGCAAUAGCAUCGACCUCGUCUCCGCCACCACAUUUACUUCUAACUCAUGACAACGCAAGCGGUCACACGUGCAACCAGUGGAGGAAAAGAGCAAUGGAGCAGACCCGCUAUUUUUUCAAACCACUGAGGGGUGGUCGCCUAUUACACUUGCGGCACAAUUAAUGACAGUAGAUCCUCAAAGAAAAGACGGCUACAAAUUCACAGUUUGGGGUACCACCAAGGAUGUUUUUUUCUCUAGGUAGUUGUACUUGUAGUUGUAGAUACACUGUAGUAUUGUUGAUAUUUUUGAUAAACUUUUAAUUUAUCCUGGAAUGAAGAGCGUUAAUGUUAAUCGGCAGAGCGCGCAUUCGAAUUCAGUUUCAUAACAUCCUUGUCACAUGGGACAAAAGAAGGUGAUCCGACCAGCCCUACGGUUUUUGUACUCGUAUACUCAAUGGCAAUGCGAGUAUAUGCCAAAAGGUUGGGGAGACGUGAACGAGAUGGGGGUGUAAUGGUCCUAACAUCUGAGGACGCGUGGACCUGGACAAGGGAACAGAGGUUGAAGCAAUGGAUUUUUGCAUCCAACGGCGACCGCGGAAUGUGCACCCCAGAUGCCUCCUCCCGAGCUGCGACAGCGCCUUCAGAUCCCGUGAUGCUAGAGCUAUCACAGAUACUCUUUGCAGAUGACACCGCCCUGCUUGGCCUAGUGACAGAAGAAGAGAUGGAACAGAUAGGAGAGGAGAGGAAACAAGCAACGAAAGAGGAAAGGGAGCCGAGGCCCACCCGACAGGUUAAGAUUCUAGAAGGGGUACUAGAAGGCGCUGCAAUGGCUGAGAACAAGAAGAAACGAAUACAAGGCGACGCAGCCACCAUAGCUACCAGAAACCUUGGAGUGCAAACCGACACCGAAGGUGACAUAGCGAGCAAGAUCCUUAAGGCGUGGCGAUCUUUCCAUGCCAUGAGGGCAAAAGUAUGUGGACUGGGGGGAGUGGACAACACGAGGAGGGGCAAUCUGGUAACUGCGACGCCAAGGUCGAUAUUUGUUUAUGCCACCCAAACGAAAUCUGUCGCGGUAAAGCAUUGCAGACUCAUGGAAAGCGCCGAGCUCUCGAUGCUGUCCAUGAUGGCUGGCGUCCCUCUGUGGAGAAGGAACCAUAGCGACGCCUCGGAUGCAGUCCUUCUACGGCGAAUGAGAGUGGUCCCACUAAGAGCCUUCAUAGCCUAUCACCAGGCGCGCCAUGUUGCACACACGCUCCGGUCGAAAAAGCUGACAGUGGACAAAGCGAUGCUACAAGGACAGGUAGUGCCUCCAAGAAUACGAGACGAAGACGACAGGGAUGCGUUCUUGGCAACAACAACAGGCGAUAGAGCGUUACCUCCCGAAGACAGGAAAGUUCCCUCCCUCGUGGAUGACUUCCCGCGCUACAUGAGGAAGGACGUUGGAAUGGAAGACGAGCUAUUAGUAGGACUGCUACAGCCACCUCCGACGGAAGCGCAGCCGUCAGGUCAGGAAAGGAAGAACGUGACGAAGUACCAAAGGAAGGAGCAAGAGGACUACGCCAGGCGGAAGACUUUCUUCCACGCUGCCAUUAAACACACGAUGAUAAGGCAGACGAUUGCCCGCUGGCAACGAGGAGGUGGGGACGCUCCUGCACUAUAUGCAGAACUUGAGGUGAAAGAAUGGGGCAAAACAACACAGCACACCACGGAGGUGAACUUUCUGACGGACGAGGUGACGCACCUGAGGCUAUCGGAUGACCCGGCAGCAGUGAGACUCAUAGCACCAAUUAGCGCCAGCUUAUGGAUACAAAGUUUAGAAGGCGGCAUGGUCCGGCUCCAAGGAGCGGGUGGCGCGGCAGUGGAUCCCUAUCAGAUAGGAUCAAGUCAUGCGGUGGCGAUUGGUGUGGUGGGAUCUUACAGCCCGCACGCAUCCAGAAAGCGAGUUGAGCUUCUAUUUGACUCGGCGGCGUGGAUGCACCUGAUUUACCUAGAUGUACCACAACGGAAAGGAGGAAGAUCACCGGCGUCCACCUCAGGGCUCAGAUGGAGGAGAGAUAGGACCUUGAGUGUGGAAGUUACCGACGGCUCUCCCACGCCGGUGGUUUACAAGGCUUUGGCAUUAAGUGGUUGCUCAGCCCUGAGUCUCCAUAUGCUCCCACGAUCCAUGUUCGUUCUACUUACUCCGAUACAGCCAGGAACAAUGGACGCAGACACAAUCGCAUCCUGGAGGACACCACUUAAACCAUCAAACUGCAUAGCAUGCGAGGAGAUAGCUGAAGCAACAGAACAUCAGGGAGGACAUCGCCGUGUAACUGCGUGUGGACUCACAGGAUGCCCGAGACAGGAAAAAGAAAGGGCCUUAGCUUGGAGACAUCUGAUACCAGAGCCGCCUGCCAUCAAGCUUGCCGAUAGAAUGCAGAAAGAAGCUCAAACCCGAGUGGACGAAAGGAUGGCGCAAAGCGUCAGAAAACAAGUAGACAGGCCUGGCGCUCUCUUUCGCCUCCUACGUUCAGUGGGACCGAAGCGAGCCGGAGGGAGAAAGCGCCCUGAAAGAUACAGAUGCAUCCCAUGUGCCAAAACCUAUGUCACAUCAUUAGGAUCGAUGCGGGCUCAUGAGGAUGCCCACUUGAAUGGCGACAUAAUCAAGGCGUCCAAGAUAAAGAGACGUGCGCGAGAUAGUGGCCUACUAGGUGCAAUCCGCAACGAGUACAGACCUGAACGCCAUGCAUUCAACGAGAAAUCAGGUAGACACCACUCCGGACCAGAUGCACUGCUGUGUGAGAUACGGGUGCCAGAUGAGCUGUGGAACGAUGUGCAUAAGACGAGAAUAACUUGCAAAAAGUGCGCAAAAUGGCAGAUUGACUUGUGUCAAAAAACAUUGUCCCUGGGACAGCAGUCCAAGAGAGUGGACUUCUACAAAUCGCACGUUCAAAAAUGCAAAGGAAAAAGGAAAGAGGAGGAGAGAAAGAAGCCGUACCUGCAAAACAGUGCACAUCUAAUUAAACGGUCUUUCAUACCCCAUGAAUGGGUACACUACUACUACUACUAACAUGAACAUGUUGAACUUUAUAAUCCUAAAGAUUUGCUGAACCUCCUGAAUCAAAGUCUUCCAAAAAUCAUCGCUCUCACUCAUACUCUCUAACUCUCUCACUCCCUCAUACAGAUCAAGCGACUCCAAACGGAACGGUGGAUCGAUCGACACAGCCGCGGGCGGACGUUUUCUUGACGCUUUUGAAGACACGGCUGGCGCUCCGAGAGGGUAGCGACCUCCCCGCGCCGGUUGUGCCUAGUCGAUUCAAUUAUGGUCACCGAGCGAGCAUCCCCAACAUCAUCCUUGCCUAGUUUCCGAAGGGAAAACGAAAGCAGGGAUGCCACCGUGGAUGCGAAGACAGGAGCUCUUCUAAUUCAAUCAGGUGAGUGAGAACCUCGCCAUCCGUGUUGUGCGAAACUUCAUUCAGACAGCGUCAGCCUACGAAGUCGUUCCAAUUUCGAGAGCAGGAAGAAACGACGAAACCGACAUCGAAGACGAACUUCUUACAACAGUUAAGACUGGUUUUGCACUAGCCCAUAUGGACUAUUCUGAGUGAAGUCCCCCUUGAAUUAGAGGGAAAACAAAGGAGGAAAUAGGAGGGAAAGAACUCACUCAACCAGGCAUAGUCAUAGUGACAAACUAGCGUUAAAGCAGAGGACCAGGAGACAGUAGCCGGAUCUUCGCCAGGACUGCUACCUGGAGGUGCGACGACCUCCCUGGCGACGACAGCAGGCAACAGCUCUUCCUUACGAACUAGGAAGUCAGCUACCUUACGAGGAGACGGAACGCAGAAGACUGCCCAAAUAAGCGUUUCCGGUGUAGAAGAGCGGCAAAUCUAUCCCGCAGGACUGCUAGAGCGAGUGAUGUUAAGGCUUGAGAAAAUCCAUCUUCUUCCCCGACAUGGACAUCGAUCUGAGGCCCAUUUUUCAAGGGAAAACAAAGGAGCACAAAGAUGAUCACGAAGAUGGAUUUCUGCAAGGUCUAACGGUGGUUGCAACCUUCAUCGCGGCUGCGCAUGCAAACCGCCUAGACUUAGCUCGAGUCCUCCUCGAGUCCAACGCGGUCGAUCCGAAUUUCGGAUCUGUAUUGCCGGUGCAGCUUCGACCCCUGCAUAUCGCCUGCGCCAGUGGAUACGGUUCGUUCGCGCAACUGCUUAUGGCUUGACAAGUUCUUGCGGAGGUUAUGCUUCUCCUAGUGCUGAUAAUUCUCGUUUUCUUCAAGAAGUUCAACCAAGUAGAUGUAAAACCAUCUCUCGUCGGGUAACAACUGUGCACAGUAGUUUGUUACAUCAGGGGCGCACUCCCAUGACAACCUCUUCACCCAAAAACAAAUGUCUAUCAUCUUUUCAGAGCUCGAAGUGCUAUACCUGCUACGACUAGUCUGUUCUAAUCUUCUGCUCGAUUUCAAGGCAGACCCUACCAGCAGAGAUGAAAGCGGUCGUGGGCCCAUUGAAAAACUUCAUCUGUACUACUCAACGCUGCUAACAUCAGUAGGAAACAGAGGGUGAUGAAGAUAAAGAUUCUUGUUGUCAGAAAUGGCCUACUUGACACUUCUUUAUUGUUCUUGGUGCCGCCGAGUGGCUCGACUAGGUAGCGGUGAACGUGAAAUUGUAGAGCCAGCGUGUAUGAUACGAGACUAUCAUGUUGUUCAGGGAAAGCGACUGCAGUUUGCUAAUUCGUUCUCAGUAGAGCCCAACUGUGGAUGUCGUAACCCGGAAUACCAGAGUCAUUUUCUUUACAACGAAUACCAGUGCUGCUACUGCUAUUCCUAUUGCCUUCAAAACAUCAACACAACAGAGUAGGAAUUGCAACAUAUCAGUAGAGUGUCGACGGAACGAUCCUGGUGAUCAAGUACAAUUCUGAUCGCCACCCAGGUUUUUUUAGUUGUCAUGGUGAUCCCUGGUUCCGCACGAUGAAUACAGGAUGACGCAGAACAGUUCUCAGCUCUGCUAAGUUUAUCAUGAUGUAGAGUAUAGUAACGAGCAGCGCCGCCAGUAUGUUUUAUUCGCAGUUCUUUUUUUUUUUUUCUUGUUUUUAUACGCCUACCUACGCAUCAUGAGGAACAACGAACAAACAUGACAUUGAGUUGAGUCCGCGCCGAAGCACGCGAACCGAGGCGAGAUGAUUUUUUCGUCCUCUAUCUUCAUGUUCUUUCCGUUAGUUUUCAUAGGUCUACUCAACAGUUGGAAAGCCUUCUUCAGUUUAUGUCGAAUAUCAAAUUCAAAAAUGAACAGCAACAGGCACCGCGAGUGUUGUAGCGGCACAGUGCAGGAGUCGGCUAGCACGCUUUUCUAAUUUCCACCUUGGUACAAGAAAGAAUGAAGCUUAGGCAAAUAUUUUCAAACUUUGACUUUCACGAUAAUUCGACUAGUACUCGUCUAACAACAAGAAAACCCUUGUUCUUGUUCUUGCCAACAGAAUGGAUAGUCACAACCCUUGAAUGUUCGAAAAAAUGAAUGCAACUGAAACCCUAUUUUUAGGCCAGCGGGCAGCAGCCUAACUUACUGAUAUAAAGACAAAUCAACUGUUGAAUUGUGUACAACGAUUGGCGUGUGAUCAAAAAAAAGACUAGUAAUUCCUGGUCAGUAGUUCCAACAUGGAACAUCGCUAUU